GAAUUGCAACAUGUCCGGCAAUUUUCUCAGCUGUCCGGACGUGGCGUAAGAGCAUCUUCUGCGAUGGAACGCUGAAUAAAGGAGCGCUGCGGAGCUAGAGUAGCGAAAUACAUAAACCAUAUGCCACCAUGACUCGGCCAGCUGGGCUGCGCUCCGUGUCGCUGUUCUCGCCUCAGGCCCGCGGCGUCCUCUCCUCGAGCUCUCUCCGUCUCUCUGGCAGCUCUCCUGCCGCUGCCAUCACCGAGGACACUGCUAAUGGAGGGACUAGUGACGUGUCCGGAUCUGUUGCGGAGGAAGUGAGGGGAGCGACAGCCUCAGAGUGUAACUCGUGUCACGUGACAUUUGCCGACAGAGCUGAGCAGGUGACCCACUAUCAUCUGGACUGGCACAGAUACAAUCUCAAGAGGAGAUUGAGGGGUUUUCCCCAUGUUACCCAGGCAAAAUUUGAGGAAGAGGCUGGUGACCUUUCUAGUAUAUCUGGUUCAGAGAGUGACUCGGAAGACUCGUGCGAGGCCACGCCCACCGACUCCGCCCACCAAUCAACCUCCUCUCCAUUCGUCUACUUCAGAGCGGACGGCAGUGCCACUGGAACAGUGUAUUCUGUCUAUAGAGUGAUCCUUGCUGGAGGAAAGAAAUAUGUGUCAAAUGAGAGGCUGGUCCCCUCCCUCCUCUCCCUCUCCCUCCCUCCAUGUUGGGUGAUCCUCAUGAGAGGUGGUGGACAUUUCGCCGGAGCUGUGUUCAAAGGGUCUGCCGGGGCCAGUCUACGGAGGUACAACGAGUCAGCUCUGGAGCGAGAGGUGCAACAGCUGCUGCAGUCCUGGGCAAGCCACCUCAGGGAAUCCACCGCCAUCUUCAUCAGAGCUCCCAGGACACACAUGACCACGUUCACAGGGGCUACUAACGAUACAAACUGUGACGAGGUGAGGGUUGAGAGAGAGGAAGAGGAGGUAGGAGGUGAGAGUGGUGACUGUGGUGAUGAUGACAGUAGUGUGGAUGAUGAGGGUGGGACACAGGGAGAGGGAGAGGGGAAGAGGAAGAAGAGGAGGAGGAAGAAAAAGAAGGUGGAGAAAUCUUGGAAGGAUGUUCCUCUGUCACCAUUCCUGGCCCAGCUGCUGACAGUAUGUGAGAGAGGAGAGGGAGAGGUGAUGACAAGUGUACUACAAAACCUCAGCAUUUCCCCCAUUACUGAGACCACACCCACUACUAACGAGCUAUCAGGACAAACUUCGGGACAAGCCUCGUCGUCUGGUGUCCUGAACCAGUUGUACGGUGGUGUGUCUGCACUCCAUGUUGCCUGA
Molecule: messenger RNA, 1298 nt
Organism: Geodia barretti
Lineage: Eukaryota; Metazoa; Porifera; Demospongiae; Tetractinellida; Geodiidae
Source: the annotation of a GenBank genome assembly